AUGGCCACACGUCCUGAUGAAUUUGAUACCGUGCUUGAAUUUUCAUCCCGUAAAUAUCGUGAAGUAGUUAAGUGGGGCCAUACAUAUGAAGAAACAAAAGCAAAGAUUGGAUCACACUUUAAAAUUCCAGUCAAAAGAAUCGCUUACAUACGAGAUAUUAAACCAGGGGAGAAAUUAUCUGAAAUUUUUAAAAAACCUGAAGAUCUUGAUAAUGCA
Molecule: messenger RNA, 216 nt
Organism: Racocetra persica
Lineage: Eukaryota; Fungi; Glomeromycota; Glomeromycetes; Diversisporales; Gigasporaceae
Source: the annotation of a GenBank genome assembly